AUGGAAAAAAUGGACUAUGUAAUGGAUAAUUAUGUUAUUCUUGGACAUCAACCCUGUCAAACACGUGAAGCUAAGUUUUUAUGUAUUGAUGCUAUUUAUGAAAAACUUCAUCGCCCAAAUUAUUAUGAUUUAGGAGGAACAUAUAUGCAAGAAAUUGGUGAAUACUGGUUUGUUACAAGAACAGACCAGAUAGGGGAUGUAUUUUUAAUUCACAUUUUUAUCACUAACAAGCUGGAAGGUAUUGUCAGCCUAAGUUUAAGUAGUGGAAAUACAGUUAUAUUUGAUAAAGACAAAAAUAUUGCAUUUCUAAGCCCCAAUUUAAACAAGUGUGAUUUUGGAAAACUAGAAGAAUCAACUUUCAAGUAUGUGACUACAUACAGUUUUGAUAUUAUUGAAGUAGAUAUGCUUAAAGGUAAACAACUAUUUAUACCCAUAUCUUUUGUUGAUAAAGAUGAGAAUGCUAGUUCUUUGGAUGCAGUUCUAGAUUUUAGCCCACUUUUGGAAGAACCAAUUGGAGCAGACUUUACAAUAGAAUCAGAAGAUGGAGAAAAGUUUCUCGUACAUAAAGUCUUGCUUAUGGCUCAUAGUGAAGUUUUUAGGGCGAUGCUAAAAGAAGACACUGCUGAGAGUAAAAACAACUGCGUGAAAUUAAUAGAUGUAAACAAAGAGGAGCUGCGACAUCUUCUAUAUUUUAUUUAUUCUGGGACUCUAAAAGAGGUGGAAAAUAUAAAUUUUUUUAAUAUGCUUAUUCUUGCAGACAGGUUUAAUCUCUCUGGUUUGAGAGAAUUAUCUGAACAUGCUUUGAUUCAACAAAUUUCAAUAGAGAAUGCAUUGGAAAUGCUAGCUGUUGCUGAUUCAUAUAAUUCUCAUUCAUUGAAAACAGCAUCUUUAAUAUUUAUUAAAAAAAAUAAAUCAGCCCUUGAAAAUAACAUAUUUGAUGAAAUUAAUAAUGCGGAAUUGAUAAGAGAAUUGUGUAAAUUUUUAGUUUCCUAA
Pieris macdunnoughi is the source of this 993-nucleotide messenger RNA. NCBI's taxonomy places the organism in Eukaryota, Metazoa, Arthropoda, Insecta, Lepidoptera, Pieridae. The record is from the annotation of a GenBank genome assembly.